AUGCCAUCUGCCAUCGUCACCGGCGCCACUGGCAUUCUCGGACGCGAGAUCGUCGCUGAGCUCAGCAAGCACCGUCAACAAUGGCCCACCGUGCAUGCGCUCUCACGCAGCAAGAAAGAAGAGUGCCCCGACAAUGUCAUCCACCACCACAUUGACCUCCAGUCCUCUGCGGACGAAAUGGCCGAGGACCUCAAGAACGUCAAGGGCGAGUAUGUCUUCUUCGCUGCCUACUUAGCCCAAGACACUGAGCAAGGUGCCUGGGACGUCAAUGGUGCCAUGCUGUCCAACUUCCUGCAAGCUCUUGUCAAGACUGGCGCCAUCAACGAUAUCAAGAGGAUCGUGCUUAUCACUGGCGCGAAACAGUACGGCGUGCACCUUGGUGUUCCCAAGCAACCCAUGAUGGAGAGUGAUCAGUGGCUGUGGGAUGACAAGUGGCCCCCGAAUUUCUACUAUAACCAACAAACCAUUCUGCACAAGUUUUGCUCCGAGCACAACAAGGAGUGGGUCGUCACAUACCCCAACGAUGUCAUUGGGUUUGCCACAGGAAACUUCAUGAACCUUUCCCUCGCCCUGGCUUUGUACAUGCAGGUCUCGAAGGAACUUGACGGCGCAGAUAAGGGUGUAGUCUUCCCCGGUUCCCCCGCCUUUUACACAAUGUUCGACUGCUUCACCUCUUCGAAACUGCACGCCGAGUUCUGCGCCUGGGCCGCGCUGGAGCCGCGUACUGCAAACCAAGCCUUCAACGUCGUCAACGGAGAUGUAGAGUCGUGGCAGAAUAUGUGGCCGAGGGUUGCCGAGUACUUUGGUACUAAAGUCAAGCCCGAUCAGUUUGCAGACGUCUACAAAUCUUCGCCCGUGGCUUCCAUUUCCAAGUGGAUUGCUGGUGAAGCUUCUUCGUCGACAAAUCUCGACCCAGAGCCGCCUCUUACCGCUAUGGCUGAGAGGUCGGGACUACAGGGUUCUCCAGCGCUCGCACAGUCCAAGGUGGAAGCCAACAUUGAUCUUGUCAAAUGGAGCGAGCGCGCCGAUGUCAAUGAAGCUUGGAAGAAAAUCGCCAAGAGGGAGGGGCUCGAUGAGGAGAUCUUUGAGAAGGCCACAUGGUCGUUCUUGGGCUUUGUGCUGGGCCGCGCGUUUGACCUUGUCAUCACCAUGAGCAAGGCGAGAGAGUACGGAUGGACCGGAUACAGGGAUACCUAUGGCGCCUUGGAGGAGGCGUUUGGAGAGAUGAAGGAGAGGAAGAUCAUUGCCAAGGCAUGA
Dothidotthia symphoricarpi CBS 119687 is the source of this 1257-nucleotide messenger RNA. RefSeq names its product NAD dependent epimerase/dehydratase family protein. The transcript has 2 exons. The coding region runs from base 1 to 1257 and encodes 418 amino acids. The record is from RefSeq and is a predicted model, not a curated record. NCBI's taxonomy places the organism in Eukaryota, Fungi, Ascomycota, Dothideomycetes, Pleosporales, Dothidotthiaceae.